AUGCCAGAUAGCUAUAUUCUAAGCGGUUCAACUGCCGAAGGACAAGGUUAUGCCCGUCGAUGGGCAUCGAAUCUUGAUAAAUUACAAGAUUUAGACUUAAUAAAAUGUAUGGGUGAAAUUGAAAGUGAAAACGAAUUGAUUUCGAUUCCACAUAUGCCAGUUUUCGUGCUUGUUAAAUGGAAUAACAAGAAAUUAGUACAUUUACCUUUUUCAUAUUAUGGAGUUGAGCUCGACGAUGAUGAUUUCUCUCCUCCUAUACCUUUAGUGAAUGGAUUUCAAAUGAAGCGACGUUUGGCAGAACAACUUAAACAAUCGCCUCACUUUCCAGGUAAAAAAUCAGUAGCAACCGAUAAGGCAGCUGUUGAAACACAAGCAACACAUAUUGAUCCAGCUGAUUUGGAUUCAGGUGGUAGAAUAUUCGAAAAAAAUUUAAAAUUUAUUGAAGAACAACGACGUAAACCGAAAGAUAAGAAAUUAAUGGAUAAAUUAUUCGAAAAUUUUGUUUACUAUUGUCGCCAAGCAGCAGUCAAAGAACAGCAGCGAACUGAUUAUUCUUCAAUGAAGGUACUUCCGGCUCCAUUUUCAGAAAACUUCUCAUCUUUUACGCUUCCUUUUAAUCUGAACAUAGCAGAAUAUCAACUAAGUUCUUUUCUUCUCUUAUCACCAAUAUUCGAUUGUCGUUUGCCAACAAAUUAUUAUAAUAAAUGUCGAUUUUUAUUAACAUUUUAUGAAAAAUAUAAAGUUUUAGGUUCCAAGAUUAAUACAUCUUUUAUACCAUUUGUUUUUUCAUUUAUGCAAAAAAGUACGACAGUCGAUAUGGAUUACGUGCCCGCAUUAAAAUUAAACUUUUGGCCAACAAAUAUGCAACCAUUUCUUAAACGUUUGAAAAAUCAUCGUGCUUUACUAUAUGAGAAAAUAAAAAAUACCCACAUGCAUCUUGUACCAAAAUGGUCACGUUUAACACCACUGUCUAAUCAAGUAUUUGAAUUUCGUUAUUCAUUAUCUGAAAUUGAAGUUAUUCUAGCUAAAAAUCGUAAUAUCGGGGAAAAAUGUUUAAAUGGAAUUGCAAGAUCGAUCUAUUAUAAAUAUUUAUAUAGAUCGACUGAAUUAACAUCUUACACUGUAAAAACAACUGUUUUAUGGAUGUGUGAAACAAUUGACAUCGAUGAAAAAGUAUCCAAUAAUGAACUGGCAUAUAAAUGGAUUGAUUUUAUGUGCAAACAUUUGAAAAUAGGCUAUUGUCCGCAUUAUUUUGUUGAAAAUUUAAAUAUAUGGCAACAUCACGAACGCAAAGAUUUGGAUAAAGCUCUUUCUAUCUUAAGAUCGAAAAUUGAUUUAAAUGAUCGAACGGUUCCAACUAACGAUUAUUCUCGACAUUGCGAUGUAUCAUUAUUAAAUAUUCUGGAUGAAGAUCAAAGUGAUCCCGAAGAAUCGAUCAAAGAAAACCUUCUCAGUACAUUUGACGAAGAUUAUAAAGAAUUUCAGCGACAAUGGUAUGGCAGACCUAUAAUAGCAGCAGAAUGUACGUAA
Rotaria sp. Silwood2 is the source of this 1530-nucleotide messenger RNA. The record is from the annotation of a GenBank genome assembly. NCBI's taxonomy places the organism in Eukaryota, Metazoa, Rotifera, Eurotatoria, Philodinida, Philodinidae.